AUUCAGUACUCGUGUUGUCGUGCUCGAUUGCAGGUUUGCCGGGAGUUCAUAAACGGGCCAGUACGAUUUUUCAUUUGUUGUUAGUGAUCUCAAGUGAUGGCAACACAACUGGACGAGUCAGCGAUAGCGGAUCGGAUAAACGCCGACUCUCUAAGGGACAUACUUGAGAAGUACACCCACAACGAUGUGGAAAUUUGUAAUUAUACAAUUGAAGAUGGUGCGCCUAAGGGUCAGAACUUUAUGAGCACUGUUAUGCGCGCCAAAGUGACUUACAAGUUGCACGAUGAUGAGCAGAAAACGAUAUCGAUGAUUUUGAAAACUGGUUUGGUUGAUUCGGAAUUAGCCGAAAAUUCGGAGUAUGUCUUCAAAAUUGAACGGGACGUUUAUGGGCCAAUUAUGCGCCAAAUAAGGAUACUUCUAACGAGUUAUGGCGAUUGCAGCGUGUUUGGGCCGAAAUUAAUCCAUGACGAUACCAACUUAUUAGUAUUAGAGGACCUAUCAGAAAAAGGAUAUAAACAACCUGAUCGUAAGCAAAGGCUCGAUAUGAGUCAUUGCAAAUUGUUAAUCAGAAAACUGGCCAAGUUCCAUGCCGCAACGGCUGUGUUAGGGCGUAAGAAUCCAGAGCUGUUUAAAUUGCAUACGACUAGCGCAUUCCUAGAUGUAGCAAAUCAACUUCGAUUAUAUUAUCUGAAUAGCAUAGCGGAAUGCAUAUCUCUGGCUAAAACUACAACUGAGCUUAAACAGUAUGAAAAUUUUCUCAGAACAUUUGGGGAAAAUGUUAUUGAGCGAGAGUGCGCUGUUUUUUCUCAAGACAAUGAAGAAUUUCCGGUCCUCAAUCAUGGAGAUCUCUGGCUGAAUAAUGUCUUAUGGAAGUACGACAGCGAAGGCAACGUUGAAGAUGUUCUGCUCAUCGAUUAUCAGGAAUGUUUCUAUGGUUCGCCAGGUAUCGACUUAAAUCAUUUCCUCUACACAUCGGCAAACAAUGAUGUCCAGAGUACCGGAUUCGAAGAACUGAUACAAAUUUAUGUGGAUGAACUACAAUCAGCAUUAUUGUUGUUCAAAUAUGACGCAACGAUACCCACACUGGAAUCAAUUCUGCACGAGAUGAAAAAGAAACUCGACCACGCGGUGGUCGUGACAACAUGCAUCGUUCCGGCUUUGAUAAUCGAGAGAACAGAACUGGCUACGCCCGAAAACAUGCUCGAUGAUAGCGAGCAGGCUCGGCAGGCACGACGGGAGGUUUUCACCAAUCCCAAAUUUGUUGAAAUCUUGAAAAUUUUGCUGCCCAAACUGGCUGCUGACCAGUAAUCGCCGUCGGGGGAUUACCCGGUCGGGCAGCUUUUUUUCCUGGCGCAGUUAUCAGUAUGCUUGCUUCCAAUUUUGUGUUCGUUAUGUGUGUCACUAGUACAGAUAACGCAAAGACAGCUAAGUAAUCCGUGUCGAAGAAGGAAAUGGAAUACGUUCGUGAUUGUAUAGAUUAGAUUUAGAAUCGUUUCCGUCUAUUUAUGGAAUGUUAGGCGAACACUUUUUUGUGCAUUUUGAAACCCCUAUGAAACUGGUGUUGAUGGUGGUAAUUGAUAGUAAAAAAAAGACGGGUGGGUAAUGUCGCGGACAUAACCGGAGUGACGUAGGACUAUACAAAGGGGACAGCUCUUGUUAAAUAUAUAUUUUAAAUAUA
Toxorhynchites rutilus septentrionalis is the source of this 1678-nucleotide messenger RNA. RefSeq lists its product as uncharacterized. Lineage: Eukaryota; Metazoa; Arthropoda; Insecta; Diptera; Culicidae. The transcript is spliced from 4 exons. The record is from RefSeq and is a predicted model, not a curated record. The coding region runs from base 97 to 1308 and encodes 403 amino acids.